Messenger RNA from Pseudopipra pipra, 4682 nucleotides. Its product is annotated as rab-like protein 2A. The coding region runs from base 16 to 714 and encodes 232 amino acids. The record is from RefSeq and is a predicted model, not a curated record. Gene Ontology annotation, biological process: regulation of exocytosis. Gene Ontology annotation, molecular function: GTP binding; GTPase activity. Lineage: Eukaryota; Metazoa; Chordata; Aves; Passeriformes; Pipridae. The transcript is spliced from 8 exons.
CGCGCAGGCGCGGCCAUGGCGGCGGCGGAGGGGCCGCGGCUGCGGGAGCGGGAGGAAGCCCGGGACGGGGCGCGGGACGAGGCCGCGGCCGGCGCUGAGGAGACGGUGAAGAUCAUCUGCCUGGGCGACAGCGCCGUGGGCAAGUCCAAGCUGCUGGAGCGGUUCCUGCUCGACGGCUUCCGCCCGCAGCAGCUGUCCACGUUCGCGCUGACCCUGUACCAGCACCGCGCCCGCGUGGGCGGGCAGCAGGUCCGCGUGGACUUCUGGGACACAGCGGGCCAGGAGCGGUUCCAGAGCAUGCACGCCUCCUACUACCACCAGGCCCACGCCUGCAUCAUGGUGUUUGAUGUGCAGCGGAAGGUCACCUACAAGAACCUGAACAGCUGGUACAGGGAGCUGAGGGAAUUCCGCCCGGAGAUUCCCUGCAUUGUGGUGGCCAACAAGAUUGAUGCGGACAUGAAGGUGACCCAGAAAAGCUUCAACUUUGCCCGGAAGUUCAGUUUGCCCUUUUACUUUGUGUCUGCUGCCGACGGCACCAACGUGGUGAAGCUCUUCAACGAUGCCAUCAGACUGGCCGUGGCUUACAAACAGCACUCGGGAGACUUCAUGGACCAGGUCCUGCAGGAGCUGGAGAGCUUUGACCUGCAGAAGACGAACGAGGAUUUGUCAGAUAAAGAGAAGAGCUGCCCUGAAGAGGAAACCCCAUCUGCCUAAGCCUGGACCCUGAGCCUGGUUUUCCUUUGCCACUGGACCCUGAGUCCGGUUUCCCUUGGCAUUGCAUUUCUGGGGCCUGCACAGAGAACAGUGAUGUUUCUUGUGCCCUGGAGCUGUGAUGAUGGGCAGCUGGGCCUCUCCCUUCUUGUGGGAGCCCUUCUGGGCAGGAUCUCCCUUGGCUUGGCCCUCACCACUGCACAUCUCUCAAGCCAAAGAACGAAUGUGAACAGCCCAGCAGACUGACAGAGCAGGGACUUUCCCAGCCCAUGGGUGCACUGAGCAGGGCUGAAAACACAGUUAAUGAGGAACACAGGAACUUUAUUUCAACCCCUGGGUCACGUCAGCAUCGCUGUGGGUGCAGCGGAGCAGCGUGGGCAGGACAGAGCAGCCUCUGGCCCCAAGGCUACCUUUGGCCCAGCAGGAAAUGGCCGUGGCCCACUGUAGCCCUGGAUCCCGCUCAUCCCACUGCUUAAGCCUUUUUGUCCUUCAGGAAAGGCAGGAAGUCCUGCAGCAGGUUCAGGAGUUGCACCAGGAUGAGGAGUGGGAAUGCCGUGGGCAGUAAUGAGGCCGAGGAGGUCGGUGCCGGUCUCUGGCUGUGCUUGGGGGUCGAGCUGAUGUCUGGCUCUGGCGCUGGCCUCAGCUGCUGCUCAGGGGUCAGGCUGAUGUCUGGCUCUGUCACUGGCCUCAGAUACUGCUCGGGGGCCGAGGUGAUGGCUGGCUCUGGUUCUGGACCGGCUCCUUCUGCUGGGCUCAGGCCCGUCUGGACCAGGAUCCAGUUGUGGAAGUGCUGAGUGGAGGUGUAGAUCCCGGGGUGCCUGGCUUUGUCACAGCCUCUUCCCCAGCUGCUCAGCCCCACCAGCCAGAAGUAGUCAGCUCUGUUGUCCUUACAAAUGAGGGGACCCCCGCUGUCCCCCUGUGGCAGGAGAGAGGGCUCAGGGUUUGUGGGGGGCUGCUGCAGCAGCAGGGCUGGCUCCUCUCUCCCAGCCCCUGCCAGAGCCACAUUCCCAGCAUGGGGAGGCUCUGCCUGGGGGCUGGAGCCUCCAGAGCCUCGGCUGGGAGCAGGUUGGGGGCUGUCCCAUCUCUGCACAGUGGUCCCAGAUGUGCAGAGGAUGGAUGAUCCAGGGUCACAUCUGCAGCUCGGGGCUGCCAGGAGCACUGGAUGGGCUUUGUGGGCAGAGCCAGGCCUUGGGGACAAGGGGACACGGGGCAUGGGGAAGGGGAGGGCAGCCCUGGGAUAGGGGACAUGGGACAGGGCAAUCCUGGGAUAGGGGACAUGGGACAGGGCAGCCCUGGGGUAGGGGACAGGGGACAGGGCAGCCCUGGGAUAGGGGACAUGGGACAGGGCAGCCCUGGGAUAGGGGACAUGGGACAGGACAGCCCUGGGAUAGGGGACAUGGGACAGGGCAGCCCUGGGAUAGGGGACAUGGGACAGGGCAGCCCUGGCAGCGGUGGGGACCCGAGGGGACCCAGGCCCAGCCCGUGCCAUGUUUGGGGUCAGGGGGUCCCUGUGCUGUCGGGUCUGAGGGACUGGUGCCACGCUCCCACCUGGCAGGUGUCGAUGCCGCCCCGCGGGUACCCAGCACACAGGUUUUCGGGGUGCACGGCCCCCCCGUACCAGCGGCUGCUGUUACAGAGCUCUGUGUCCAUGAGGUGAACCUUGGCCUCCUGCAGCACCACAUCUGGUCCAGGAGUUGUAGGAACAGACGGGAAUGAGCCUCCAGAUGAGGGCCAAUGAGCCUCCAGCAGCUCAUUCCACAACAUCCAUCCCCUCCCCUGCCUUGUGAUGAACCCCUUCCCCAGAACUGGCUUUGCCCCUGGAGCGACACUGUCCCCCUGUGUCCCUGCUGUUGGCUCUGGGGAAGGGGCCAGGCCCAUCUCUCCACAGUCUUCAGGGAGUCACAGAAUGGUUUGGGUGGAAGGGACCUUAAAGCUCAUCCAGUGCCACCCCCCACUCUGGGCAGGGACCCCUUCCCCCAGCCCAGGCUGCUCUGAGACCUGGCCCUGCUGAUGUCCUGCAGCCACAGCUGGACUGUGGCUGUGCCCAGCCCAUGUUCCUGGGGUGCCCAGCCCAUGUUCCUGGGGUGCCCAGCCCAUGUCCCUGGGGUGCCCAGCCCGUGUCCAUGGGGUCCCAGCCCGUGUCCCCAGGAUGCCCAGCCCAUGUCCAUGGGAUGCCCAGCCCAUGUCCCUGGGGUGCCCAGCCCAUGUCCAUGGGGUCCCAGCCCGUGUCCCCAGGAUGCCCAGCCCAUGUCCAUGGGGUGCCCAUCGCACCCUCAGGGCAUGUCCUUGUAGGGCCUCACCUCCUGGUGUGGCGAAACUCCAUCCCGCGAUGUAGCAGGAUUUGAGCUCAGAGACCCUCACCGAGGUGUCGGGCACACAGCCCAGCUGGAUGUAGUCACUGCACUCCACGGGCCGGUCCAGCUCCAGCAGGGCAAUGUCGUUCCUUGCCGUGGCAGCCACGUAGUGCUGGUGCACCAGGAUCCUCUGGAUGUGCCUCACCUUGGCCUCGGGGCCCGGCUGAGUCAGAUCCGUGGCCCCGAUCACCACGUCCCACCGGUAGACGUCCCUGAUGGAGAGAGGGGUGAGAGGGAGCAGAGCCACAGACUGUGGCAGCUUCCCAGCCUUCUGCUUCCCAAGGGAGAGAGGGAAGCAGAGAGGAAAGAGCCGGACGGGAGCAGCACGUGGUGCUGUGACCUGGGCACCCGCCCGAGCUGUGGGGACACCCCUGUCCCUGCCCCUCCUUACCCGGCCCUGAUGAAGCAGUGGGCGACCGUGAGGACCCACUGGAAGCUGAGGAGGACACCCGAGCACAUGUGCCACGUGCCAUUCUUCCAGGUGGCCUGGAUGCUGACGAUGCCGGGCCAGGCCCCCGGCUGGACUCCGGUGCCCCCCACGACGCGGGACGUGCCGUCGGCCAAAGCCACGGGGUCGUAGUCGGGCAGCAGGGAGUUGUGGUCGGAAGCCAUGGGCCGGAGCCCGCAGGUCCCUCUGGAAGCACAAAGCCAUCACUACCCUGCCCAGGGGCUGCUCAGGUCCCCUGUUGUCCCCCCACACUGCGCUGAGGGGCAGCAGGGCCAGGGACCCCCGAGGGCACCUCUGUGCCCCCGUUCUGCUGGGAACCCCCCCAAUGUUCCUGAGCUCCCUCCCACAUCCCAGGGCCACUGACUCGCAGGUGUCCCAGGUGCCACCCACGGGCCCGGCCAGGGCCAGCAGGACCAGGAGCCACAGCCAAGCCAUCGGUGCCAGCGCACGUGGCAGUGCCAGGACCCGGGGUCACCUCCAGCACAGCCACCAGCGUUGUGCCCACAGCACCCACAGUGCCCCCGGCCCGGGGCUGAUGUCACAGAGGGGCCGGUUCCGUGUGCUGGGCAUGGCAGGGAGGGACACCGAGUCACGGAGCCAGGGAAUGGUUUGGGUGGGAAGGGACUUUAACAACCACCCAGUGCCACCCCUGCCAUGGGCAGGGACACCUUCCACUGGCCCAGGUUGCUCCAAGCCCUGUCCAACCUGGCCUUGGACACUUCCAGGGAUCCAGGGGCAGCCACAGCUUCUCUGGGCAAACUGUGCCAGGGCCUCUCCACCCUCCCAGCCAGCAAUUCCUUCCUAACAUCUGAUCUAAAUUUGCACUCCUUCUGCUUAAGGCCAUUUCCCCCUUGUCCUGUCACUACAUGCUCUUGUCCAAAGUUCCUCUCCAGCCUUCUUUUAAGCCCCCCUUGGGUACUGGAAGGGGCUCUAAGUUCUCCAUGGAGUCUUCUCCAGGCUGACCAGCCCCAACUCUCUCAGCCUGUCAUGCCCUUCUUCCCACCCUGAGUGAAUAUUUUAAAUGUCGUGAGCCUUGCUGUAGAACAGUAGUGCACUGCUAGUUCACUACAUUCUCCUUUUACAUAUGUUUAUUUACAUCCAUUCCAGAAAGGCAUCUGACUUUAUUCCAAUACCUCAAUAAAUCAAAGUUUAAUUUUUCUGCUCUCUAA